CCGCAGAUUCGUCGCUUCGCGUUGGUGGGAAGAAACCCGGGCGGAGGAGCGUCCCUGGCCCACGGGAUUAGGGAACCCUGCGCGCGCUCGACCCUCUGCCCCCGUCAGCGGCGGGGCCACGGGGCCCCUCCCCCACCGCCUCCAACUGGCUAAAUCUCGACUCUGUGCCGAAAGUGGGAGGCUGCGGGCGGCGCCUCGUUUACUUCCCGCAGCAGGAGCGACUGAGUCGACGUGGAAGCUGGUGGCGGUGGCGGCGGCGGCGGCACCAUGGGUGGCUUUUUUUCCACUAUCUUUUCCAGUUUGUUUGGCACUCGGGAGAUGAGAAUCUUAAUCUUGGGACUAGAUGGGGCAGGAAAAACAACAAUUCUGUACAGGCUACAAGUUGGUGAAGUUGUUACCACCAUCCCCACAAUUGGUUUCAAUGUUGAGACAGUAACAUACAAGAAUCUAAAGUUUCAAGUCUGGGACUUGGGAGGACAGACAAGUAUCAGGCCAUAUUGGCGGUGUUACUAUUCAAAUACAGAUGCAGUCAUUUAUGUAGUAGACAGCUGUGAUCGAGACAGAAUUGGCAUUUCAAAAUCAGAACUUGUUGCUAUGUUGGAGGAAGAAGAGCUGAAAAAAGCCAUUUUAGUGGUGUUUGCAAACAAACAGGACAUGGAGCAGGCCAUGACUCCCACAGAAAUGGCAAACUCACUUGGCCUACCAGCUUUGAAGGACAAAAAGUGGCAGAUUUUCAAAACCUCUGCAACCAAAGGCACUGGGCUUGAUGAGGCAAUGGAAUGGUUGGUGGAGGCCUUGAAGAACCGGCAGUAAAAACAACCUUGCCACAUGAUGGUUAAACACAUCCAAGCAUCCCUUUCGUCAAGCAAGUUAAUGCCACGUACUGUAAAUAGGACUGAGGGAAUUGACUGUUGUAAAGGGGGCUGACUUGUCUUGUAAACAUACACUGAACCAACUGAAUGUCUGUCUGUAUUAUAUUAAAAUACUCCUUCCUUGCUCUCCUUUGUUACGGUAUGUACUUAUGUUAAUUUGUAUGGAAGACUUAAUUGACAAUAGACUGAGACAGGUUAAAAUAAAUUUUUGUUAUGAAUUUUA
This is a messenger RNA of Caretta caretta (loggerhead turtle), 1095 nucleotides long. RefSeq names its product ARF like GTPase 1 (gene ARL1). Gene Ontology annotation, molecular function: GTP binding; GTPase activity. NCBI's taxonomy places the organism in Eukaryota, Metazoa, Chordata, Testudines, Cheloniidae. The record is from RefSeq and is a predicted model, not a curated record.